UUCUCGUUCCUGAUGACGGAGGCCCUGCUGAUAUUCUCCCCGGAGACCUCGCUGCUCCGCUCCUUCUCCCGCAAAGUCAAAGUACGGGUGCACUGGGCCCUCCAGCUGCUCGCCCUCCUCUGCGCCCUCCUGGGGCUGGGCGUCAUCACCUACAACAAGCACCUGAACGGCAAGGCCCACUUCGUCACCUGGCACGGCCUGACGGGGCUGCUGACCGUGCUGUACGCCGGCGGGCAGUGGGCGGGGGGGGGGGUCCUGCGCUUCNUGCUGGGCUGCGCCAGCCUGAUGCUGGGCAUGUGCUCCCUGUGGUUCACCACCUUGGUGACCAGCGUCUCCUGGUACCUCGCCAUGCUGUGUCCCCUUCUCACCAGCCUGGUUAUCAUGAACCAGGUGAGCAAUGCUUACCUGUACCGCAAGCGGAGCCAGCACUGA
Messenger RNA from Fulmarus glacialis (Northern fulmar), 432 nucleotides. RefSeq names its product cytochrome b561 domain-containing protein 2. The record is from RefSeq and is a predicted model, not a curated record. Gene Ontology annotation, molecular function: transmembrane monodehydroascorbate reductase activity. Lineage: Eukaryota; Metazoa; Chordata; Aves; Procellariiformes; Procellariidae. The transcript is spliced from 2 exons. Gene Ontology annotation, cellular component: endoplasmic reticulum. The annotation marks the transcript as partial.